GACAACCCAAUGCUGUGAAGACUUUGAGAUGUUAUCUUGGGGCCCCACUGCAAUGGGUGACUUAGCUUUUCAUUCCAUUCGCUCACGUCUACAUGAGUGCUUGUUUAGGUUUGGAAGGUCUUCGGUAGGCGAGAGCUUGUGAGAUUUCAAACAGGAUCAUGAGCUGUAAGCUGCCAAGUAGAGUUGUUGAAGACGUAGACCCUUGAUUUUGUAAGGGUUGGUGCACAAAAGUUUGCUUGUAGGAAUUUUUUCAAGAUUAGUGCUGGGAGAGAUGUAGCACAAUUCUCGUUUUUGUUUUGCCUGCAAGAUUGAGGCUUGGAGACGUAGGGUUUAUCUCGCUUUUGUGGCGAAACCGGGAGUUCUGACAUGGAGGAGGGCGGAGAUGGGGCAGAAGAGGCAGCGCCCUCGAAUUUUACAACUCGACCUGCACCACAAAAGACCCAAGUUGGGUCGGCAAACGUGAAACUCCCUGAUCAGAUGAGAAGAGAGAGUGCAACCAUUCCAAAGCGUCUAUACCAUGCGGUAUCCAUUGAUGAAAACCAGAAGAUGAAGGACUUGAACAACUACCCCAAGAAAAAUCUUGAUUACAAAGACGAUGCCGGAAUCGCUCGCAUGUCAAGCGCUACCAUGGUGGGCAUCCGGUCCUUCUUGGACACGUUUCCGUCCAGGCCCAUGGAAGCCGAUGCUGGAGCCAAUAUACAGCAAGGGCCAAUUGGAGGUGUCAAAUCAGGGCUACAAGGCUGGGAUAGUGACCUCUUAGAUCUUCCUAUUGGGGAGGGUGGUCCACCCACGAAACGAAAGUUGUGUAUAUUGAGUAUGGAUGGUGGUGGCAUACGGGGGCUUAUUGCAGCACGUACAUUGACUCGUUUAGAGAACCUUAUACAGGAAAAGCUAGGGUGCGAAGAAGUGCAUUUGAGUGACUAUUUUGAUUUGUUUACUGGCACUAGCACCGGGGCCAUUUUGGCCACUAUGCUGGUGGUACCGGAUGAGAAGGGCCACCCUCAAUUUUCAGCGAAAGGAUGUUGUGAAUUUUACUCCAAAAAUGGUGAAUACAUUUUCCGCCCACGGUGGUACGACCCCUUUCACGGCUCGGUGCGGCAGUUCUAUAGACCCAAAUACUCGCCCAGAAGAUUUGAGGAUCUGCUGAAGCAGCACACCAUCAUGAAAAACGGAAAGGUGCUCACCUUGGUGGAUGCUUUAAAACCACUUCUGAUUACCUCCUUCGACAUUUCAAGAGCCACUCCAUUUUUCUUUGUUCGCCAGGCUGCAGCGAAUGAUCCGAGCCGUAACUUCACUUUAUGGGAAACUUGUCGUGCAACGGCUGCAGCACCCACGUACUUCCCGCCUGCAUUUGUGACUUCUGUUGAUGGCAAGUUUUCGGGUACUAUGAUUGAUGGAGGCGCUAUUCAAAAUAAUCCGGCAUUGGUUGCGACAACCCAUGGAUUGGCUAACAACGAAGAUUUUCCAUAUGCAACGAGCCUCAACGAUGUCUUGAUAUUGUCUUUGGGGGCUGGACAAGCAGACAACAAGCACAACCUGGAAAAGGCGAAGAAGUGGGGAAUGUCAGGCUGGUUGCGGCCUCUUAUGAGUAUUAUGAUGGACGGCACCUCUGAUACUGUGGACUAUCAACUAUCUGCCGCUUUUGCUGGGCAUAACUGUGCUGAAAACUAUCUGCGGAUACAGCUUUCUGGACUUCCAAAUAAGACCGCACUUAUGGACUGCUGCACACCCCAGAACAUAUCAGAUUUGAUAAAGUGCACUGAUGAGCUGCUACAGAAGAAAGCGGUCAUGCGGAACGAAAACGGGGACAGAAUCACAUUGGAACAAACGUUUGAUGAACGGCUUUCCUGGUUUGCAGAUCAACUGAUAAUUCAAAAGAAGCUGCGGGAGGAGCCUCCCAAGGACCCCUCCUUCUCUGACCACUCGCUGCCGCCUUACAAGCAGGACGUGAUGGGUCCCCAAGGCCAAAUGGUCUCCCCUUUCUUCGCCCAUAUGUUCGAGCAUCACAAGGACUUCGGUGGGUCGAAGAAGGCAAGGUCUUUCAGAUUCUAGCCCAUCUUUCAGAUCCAUGUGUUGAUGAUUUUCAUGCCUAUUUACAUGAUACUCCGAAGUCAAAUCUCAUCCUUUCAUUUCAUUGGCGCAGCUCUCGUCGAUGUAAAUAAUUCGACUCUCUUGUCCCGAUCAAAGCUGCUGUUCAUUGCAUAGAGGUGGUUUUGUAGAAUGACAGAUUAGUCAAUUGGGUCUACUCAUCUAUUUGAAUUUACAGGCUCAUGUCUCCGCUAAAUAUAAAAAAAUUUUGUAUACUAUCUAGAACAAUGACAUUUCACUGUAACCUUGGUGGAGAUUGACUUCGGGAGUCUAACAAAGUCUUCUUGAGCGUGCACCCCAUAUACGAACGCUCUUCGUUGCUCAGUCUCGUGCACGAGAUAGAACUGAAUGUGGAGCUCUAUCAUCCUGUAGACUAAUCUGCACACAGCACGAAUGUGGACGAUUCUCAAACUAACUACUUUCAACUUCACCUUUC
This is a messenger RNA of Physcomitrium patens, 2524 nucleotides long. Its product is annotated as putative inactive patatin-like protein 9. NCBI's taxonomy places the organism in Eukaryota, Viridiplantae, Streptophyta, Bryopsida, Funariales, Funariaceae. The record is from RefSeq and is a predicted model, not a curated record. Gene Ontology annotation, biological process: lipid metabolic process.